AUGUCUUCCCUCUCAUUCCCUGUUGCUACUUCCAGUUCCAUGCAAGUAAACCCCAUCCCAUCUUCCGUCAUUUUCCUCCCACUAUUAUCUCUAAUCAAUACCCACAUUUACACCACCACCUCAAGAAACCCUAGAAAAAGAACCCACGCUCUCCUCCUGUGUGCAAGCAGAAAAGAUAUUUGGACGAGAAACACAACAACAGUAGGACCUUACCGUAGAAAACAAAGAGAAGAACCGGUUUUUUUAGACCACAGUGUAGACAUGACCGAACUAUUAACCGCAAUUAGCCAAACCCAAAACGAGCAACAAUUAUUCGCUUUGUUAUCACCUUACAAAGACAGGCAACUAUCAAUUCGUUUCAUGGUUUCAAUUCUCUCUCGCGAAUCUGACUGGCAAAGAUCUCUUGCCCUUCUUGAUUGGAUUAAUGACGUUGCACAGUAUUCUCCUUCUGUGUUUGCAUACAAUGUUGUUUUGCGUAAUGUAUUAAGGGCUAAGCAAUGGGACCAUGCACAUGGCCUGUUUGACGAAAUGCGCAACCGAGCUCUUGCACCUGAUAGAUAUACGUAUUCGACUUUGAUAACCCAUUUUGGGAAGUCCGGUAUGUUUGAUUCUUCCCUUUUUUGGCUUCAACAAAUGGAACAAGACCGCGUUUCAGGUGAUCUUGUUUUGUAUAGUAAUUUGAUUGAGCUUUCCAGGAAGUUGUGUGAUUAUUCUAAGGCUAUUUCGAUAUUUAUGAGGCUGAAAAAGAGUGGGAUUACGCCGGAUUUAGUUGCAUAUAAUUCGAUGAUUAAUGUAUUUGGGAAAGCUAAGUUGUUUAGAGAGGCAAAGUUGUUGAUGAAAGAGAUGAGGGAUGUUGGGGUUAUGCCUGAUACGGUUAGUUAUUCGACGCUGUUGAGUGUUUAUGUUGAGAAUGAGAAGUUCGUUGAGGCCUUAUCUGUUUUCUCAGAGAUGAAUGAGGCUAAGUGCCCACUUGAUCUCACUACUUGUAAUGUUAUGAUUGAUGUUUAUGGGCAGCUUGGUAUGGCUAAGGAAGCGGAUAGGUUGUUUUGGAGCAUGAGGAAGAUGGGAAUUGAACCAAAUGUUGUUAGUUAUAACACCCUCUUGAGGGUUUAUGGAGAGGCCGAGCUUUUUGGUGAAGCUAUUCAUUUGUUUAGGUUGAUGCAGAAGAAGGAUAUUGAGCAGACUGUUGUCACUUAUAAUACAAUGAUUAAGAUUUAUGGGAAAUCACUUGAGCAUGAAAAGGCCACAAAUCUUUUGCAGGAAAUGCAGGGUAGAGGAAUUGAACCAAAUGCGAUUACAUACUCAACGAUCAUUUCUAUUUGGGGUAAGGCAGGGAAAUUGGAUAGGGCAGCAAUGUUGUUUCAAAAGUUGAGAAGUUCUGGGGUUGAGAUCGAUCAAGUCCUUUAUCAGACGAUGAUUGUGGCUUAUGAACGCGCAGGUUUGGUUGCUCAUUCUAAGCGUCUGCUUCACGAACUCAAACGCCCAGACAAUAUCCCUAGGGAGACUGCUAUUAAAAUUCUUGCUAGAGCUGGUAGGAUAGAAGAGGCCACAUGGGUUUUCCGUCAGGCUUUUGAUAGUGGGGAGGUGAAGGAUAUAUCUGUCUUUGCAUGCAUGGUUGAUCUUUUCUCAAGGAACAGAAAGCAUGCAAAUGUGAUAGAGGUAUUUGAGAAGAUGAGGGGAGCUGGAUAUUUUCCUGAUUCUAAUGUGAUUGCUCUUGUUCUGAAUGCUUAUGGGAAGCUGCGGGAAUUUGAGAAGGCGGACGCAUUGUAUAGAGAAAUGCGGGAAGAAGGGUGUGUUUUUCCAGAUGAAGUUCAUUUCCAAAUGCUGAGUUUAUAUGGUGCAAGAAAAGACUUUAUGACGAUUCAGUCCUUGUUUGAGAGGCUGGAUUCUGAUCCUAACAUUAACAAGAAAGAGUUGCAUCUUGUUGUUGCCAGCAUUUAUGAAAGAACAAAUAGAUUAAAUGAUGCAUCACGGAUCAUGAACAGGAUGAGUAGAGUAAUUUUGAGAUCACCAUAG
Messenger RNA from Dovyalis caffra, 2016 nucleotides. Lineage: Eukaryota; Viridiplantae; Streptophyta; Magnoliopsida; Malpighiales; Salicaceae. The record is from the annotation of a GenBank genome assembly.